AUGGCCAAUAAAUUAAAUCUCGCAAUUGACGCAGAACGUCACAUUUUUAUGCAAGUUAUAUGUCGUGUCGUGACUGUUGUACAAAUCCCACAAAAUAUAAAAAACUCGCCCCAACUCAAAGAAACCUGCCAACUCAAAACCACGGCAGCUCAAAGACACCAACUCAAAGACACAAGACACACUUCUCUUCCGGAUCUAUUCUCUCUACAGACACAAUGGGCAAUAUUCGAUGUUGUAGAGUGUGUAUAUCUUUCGAUCCAAUCGAGUUGUCUCAACGAUCAGCACUUAUUUUCAGAAACACAAAAGACAUUCAAUAAGUUGGAUAAAAAACAACGGAAAGCAUAUAACGAAUGCCUCUCAUGA
Paraglomus brasilianum is the source of this 363-nucleotide messenger RNA. The record is from the annotation of a GenBank genome assembly. NCBI's taxonomy places the organism in Eukaryota, Fungi, Glomeromycota, Glomeromycetes, Paraglomerales, Paraglomeraceae.